Molecule: messenger RNA, 598 nt
Organism: Rhodofomes roseus
Lineage: Eukaryota; Fungi; Basidiomycota; Agaricomycetes; Polyporales; Fomitopsidaceae
Exons: 3
Coding region: 142-498 (118 amino acids)
Source: RefSeq, a predicted model, not a curated record
CUCUGAACAAUCGGCUCGGCGUCGCCCGAAAUUCCCGGGGCAUUGCCACAUCCGAGAAAAAUGGCGGUGUAGGCCUCAGUUAUAAUCCAAAUUGUCGAGUAGCAAUACCAACACCAAGCGGAUUCGGCCCUAGAUUCCACUAUGCCGCACAUAGAGCAGUCCCUCUCCGAAGAUGUCGACUCGCUCGAGUAUCUUGACGAGCACUUACCUCGGAUUGAAGGAGAGCUCGGUAGCAUCACGCGGGUGUACGACCGCGGUAGAGACAAGGCAGAGCAGCUGAUCACCGAUCUUGAAUGGCUCAGCACGCCCCUCACAGGCCGCCUGCGAAGAACGAUCUUCACCGCUUCAGCCCCAGUGAGACCGCGGACAAAGGCGUUACUCCGUUCUCUCUUCGCCUUGGCGUUCUGCGUGGGCGUCUGGUUCACCUGGAUCACUCUGGAGGGUGCCGUCCGCGCACAUCGUCAACGCCUCGUGUGGGGUGAACGAUUGCUGAGCUAAGGGUGAACUCUUCUGGGCAUCGGACAUUUACUCCAUACUCCAAUCUCAGGUUUGACACAACGAAACGCCAUCACCUCAUCCUACCUUCUUCGCCUCUCGC